Messenger RNA from Rotaria sp. Silwood1, 2184 nucleotides. The record is from the annotation of a GenBank genome assembly. NCBI's taxonomy places the organism in Eukaryota, Metazoa, Rotifera, Eurotatoria, Philodinida, Philodinidae.
AUGUUUGCUGGUGCUCAGAUUGUCACAACGAAACUAGUCCCUCGUGGUCAACAAAAACCAAUAAUCGAUGCUGAAAAUGAAGAUAAAACUACACAAGAUUUAGUAAAUAUGACUAUAUUAGUACCACGAUCAAAAGCAGCUAUUGUUGUUGAAACUCGAGCAGAAAAAAUUGAACGAAAAGUUCUUGCACAAGAACGAAAACAUGAAAGAAUUGUUGAACAACAAAAAAUUGCUCAUCAUAUGGAAAAUUUAAUGGAAAAAGUUCUUCAUGAAACAUCAUUAUCAAAAAAAGAUGAAGAUAACUUACGUAGUAAAAUCAAAACUAUUAUGACUAAAGUAAAUAAAGAAUCAGACAAAAUCGAUGUCACAUCUCUUCAUCCAUCUAUUACUCAACGUCCAUUAUCAUCAUCAUCAUCUCAAACAAAAUCAGAUGUUGGAAAUCUGUUUAUAUUGAGUCUUGCUACGGCUGAUCUAAUUGUUGGUUGUUUUGUCAUGCCCAUAGCUGGUAUAUAUGCUAUAAUAGAAAAAUGGAAAAUGGGUCUCGUUCUUUGUAAAAUUUGGAUAUCUGUGGAUUUUAUAGCAUCAACAGCAUCUAUAUUUAAUUUAUUAACAUUAAGUUUAGAUCGUUACUGGUCUAUAACAUCUCCACUUCAAUAUCUUGGUAAACGAACACGUACACGAGCUUUAUUAUUAAUUGGUUUUGCUUGGGGUUUAUCACUUCUAUGGGUGAUACCAAUUUUUAGUUGGCAUCAUUUUAAUAAAACAAAACGAUAUAUUGACCCAAAUAAAUGUGAACCUGAAUAUACACAUUCAAAAGUAUUUAAAGUUUCAACAGCUGUGCUUAAUUUUUAUUUACCACUUCUUGUAUUAAUAUUAUUAAAUGGUCGUAUUUAUUAUGAAAUAAAACGUCGUUAUAAAAAUGUUCUUUUACAAAGACAUUCAAAUAGCAUGAAUAAUUUAAUGAUGAAUAAUAAUCAUAAUAAUAAUAAUAAUAAUAAUUUAUAUAAUCAUAAAUUAAAUUAUAAAAGACAAAAUUCAUGUUCACCAGCAACUGUAACAUUUGGUGAUAGUGAUCGACAUAUGUAUUCUUCAACAAUAAAUUAUACAGAAAAUGAUGGUCACGUUAUGUCAAAACUUUCAUCUAGAUCUUUAACAAAUAAUAAUGAAUCAGUUUUACGGAUUAAUUUUAAAGAGAAAAAGAAUCGACCAUGUAUACCAGUACGAUUAGUUGAUCAUUCAAAAACAUCAUUAAAACGUGCUUAUUCGUAUAUUGAUAAAAAUCAUUGUGAACAAGAUGAAUUAACAUGGUUUAUACAUCGUCGUGAACAUUCUCAUUCAUCAUUUACUCCGAUGUCACCAAAAAUUUUAUCAAACUAUAAAUAUAAUCAUAGUCGUUCUCAUCAUCUUGGUUUAAAUGAACAUUUAUUUAACCAGACUAAUGAUUACAAUUCAAAUCGAACGGAUUUAAAUAAACGAAAAAUAAAACGUAAUUCAUCGAAAUCAUUAUCAUUAUAUAAUAAUCAUCCUUAUCAAACAUCAUUUCAUAAUACAACAUUGUUACAUCGUCAUAAUUCAUUAUUAGAUUCAAUAAAAAUUUCACCUCCAUCAACAACAAUGAAUAUUUUUAAUUUAUGUCAUUGUUAUUCAGCAACUACAUCAACGAUUACAAUACAUUCAAAUUCAUUUGUAAAUAAUCAUAAGAAUUCAAAUCAUGAAUCAUAUAAUCAAGGACGACAAAUUUCAACAUCAUCAUUAUCAUCUGUUCUUCGUUCAUCAAUAAAACGAAAUCAACAACAAUCACAAUCGAUAUUAUCUUUAAAAAGAACAACAAAUAGUAUAACAUCACAUAUAAAUCCACAUUCAAUAUCUCAAUAUCAUCAUUAUCGAACAACAAAUGGUGUUAAACAAACAACAGUAUGGAAUCAACAAGAAAAAGCUUUUCGACAAUUAUUUGCAAUUGUAUUUGGUUUUACAUGUUGUUUUUUACCAUAUUUUAUUUUAUAUAUGGUAGUUGCUUUUUGUGGUUCAUGUGUAUCAGAACGAGUUGUUACAGCUACUAUAUGGCUUGGUUAUGUUAACUCAACAAUUAAUCCAUUUUUAUAUGCAUUAUCAAAUAAACAUUUUCGAAGAACAUUUAAUCGAUUAUUGAAACGAGAUAAUCGAUUACAAUCGUAUUAUAAUUAA